Messenger RNA from Abrus precatorius (Indian licorice), 393 nucleotides. RefSeq names its product 40S ribosomal protein S15a-1. Gene Ontology annotation, biological process: translation. Gene Ontology annotation, cellular component: cytosolic small ribosomal subunit; ribosome. Bases 1 to 393 code for a protein of 130 amino acids. Gene Ontology annotation, molecular function: structural constituent of ribosome. NCBI's taxonomy places the organism in Eukaryota, Viridiplantae, Streptophyta, Magnoliopsida, Fabales, Fabaceae. The record is from RefSeq and is a predicted model, not a curated record. The transcript has 3 exons.
AUGGUGAGGGUUAGUGUCUUGAACGAUGCUCUCAAGAGCAUGUACAAUGCUGAGAAACGUGGGAAGCGACAGGUUAUGAUCCGGCCAUCCUCGAAGGUGAUCAUAAAGUUUCUUUUGGUGAUGCAGAAGCAUGGGUACAUUGGGGAGUUUGAGUAUGUGGAUGACCACAGGGCUGGCAAAAUAGUGGUUGAAUUGAAUGGCAGGUUGAACAAGUGUGGGGUUAUAAGCCCCCGCUUUGAUGUUGGUGUCAAGGAGAUUGAAGGUUGGACAGCAAGGCUUCUGCCCUCAAGACAAUUUGGGUAUAUUGUCUUGACAACCUCUGCUGGUAUCAUGGAUCAUGAAGAGGCUCGGAGAAAGAAUGUGGGUGGUAAAGUGUUGGGUUUCUUCUACUAG